GGGGGUCCGGCCCUCACGGCCUCCUGUCACUCAGAUGCUGCUGCUGCUGCUGCUGCUGCCGCCGCUGGCGCCGCUCUUCCUCAGCCCCCCGGGCGCGGGCGGGGCGCAGACCCCCAACGCCACCUCCGAAGGGUGCCAGAUCAUACACCCGCCCUGGGAAGGGGGCAUCAGGUACAGGGGCCUGACUCGGGACCAGGUGAAGGCGAUCAACUUCCUGCCCGUGGACUAUGAGAUCGAGUACGUGUGCCGGGGGGAGCGCGAGGUGGUGGGGCCCAAGGUCCGCAAGUGCCUGGCCAACGGCUCCUGGACAGACAUGGACACUCCCAGCCGCUGCGUCCGAAUCUGCUCCAAGUCAUACUUGGCCCUGGAAAACGGGAAGGUUUUCCUGACGGGUGGGGACCUCCCCGCUCUGGACGGAGCCCGGGUGGAUUUCCGGUGUGACCCUGACUUCCAUCUGGUGGGCAGCUCCCGCAGCAUCUGUAGUCAGGGCCAGUGGAGUGCUCCCAAGCCCCACUGCCAGGUGAAUCGAACGCCGCACUCAGAGCGGCGCGCAGUGUACAUCGGGGCGCUGUUCCCCAUGAGCGGGGGCUGGCCGGGGGGCCAGGCCUGCCAGCCCGCGGUGGAGAUGGCGCUGGAGGACGUCAACAGCCGCAGGGACAUCCUGCCGGACUACGAGCUCAAGCUCAUCCACCACGACAGCAAGUGUGACCCAGGCCAAGCCACCAAGUACCUGUACGAGCUGCUCUACAAUGACCCCAUCAAGAUCAUCCUCAUGCCUGGCUGCAGUUCUGUCUCCACACUUGUGGCCGAGGCCGCCAGGAUGUGGAACCUCAUUGUGCUUUCCUACGGCUCCAGCUCACCGGCCCUGUCCAACCGGCAGCGUUUCCCUACGUUCUUUCGAACUCAUCCGUCGGCCACACUCCACAAUCCCACCCGGGUGAAGCUCUUUGAGAAGUGGGGCUGGAGGAAGAUCGCCACCAUCCAGCAGACCACUGAGGUCUUCACCUCGACUCUGGACGACCUAGAGGAACGAGUGAAGGAGGCUGGAAUCGAGAUUACUUUCCGCCAGAGUUUCUUCUCAGAUCCAGCUGUGCCUGUCAAAAACCUUAAGCGCCAGGAUGCCCGGAUCAUCGUGGGACUGUUCUAUGAGACCGAAGCCCGGAAAGUUUUUUGUGAGGUGUACAAGGAGCGGCUUUUCGGGAAGAAGUACGUCUGGUUCCUCAUCGGCUGGUAUGCUGACAACUGGUUCAAGAUCUACGACCCGUCCAUCAACUGCACGGUGGACGAGAUGACGGAGGCUGUGGAAGGCCACAUCACCACUGAGAUCGUCAUGCUGAACCCGGCCAAUACCCGCAGCAUCUCCAACAUGACAUCCCAGGAGUUUGUGGAGAAGCUGACCAAGCGACUCAAGAGACACCCCGAGGAGACCGGUGGGUUCCAGGAGGCGCCGCUGGCCUACGACGCCAUCUGGGCCUUGGCGCUGGCUCUGAACAAGACGUCUGGAGGGGGUGGCCGUUCGGGGGUGCGCCUGGAGGACUUCAACUAUAACAACCAGACCAUUACUGACCAAAUCUACCGGGCGAUGAACUCCUCGUCCUUCGAGGGCGUCUCUGGCCAUGUGGUCUUCGAUGCCAGCGGCUCCCGGAUGGCCUGGACUCUCAUCGAGCAGCUGCAGGGUGGAAGCUACAAGAAGAUUGGCUACUAUGACAGCACCAAGGAUGACCUUUCCUGGUCCAAAACGGACAAGUGGAUUGGAGGGGCCCCCCCGGCUGACCAGACCCUGGUCAUCAAGACAUUUCGCUUCAUGUCCCAGAAACUCUUCAUCUCCGUCUCUGUUCUGUCCAGCCUGGGCAUUGUCCUGGCUGUGGUCUGUCUGUCUUUUAACAUCUACAACUCUCAUGUCCGCUACAUCCAGAACUCCCAGCCCCACCUGAACAAUCUGACUGCUGUGGGCUGUGCCCUGGCACUGGCUGCCGUCUUCCCCCUCGGGCUGGAUGGCUACCACAUUGGCAGAAGCCAGUUCCCCUUUGUCUGUCAGGCCCGCCUCUGGCUCCUGGGUCUGGGGUUCAGUCUGGGCUACGGCUCCAUGUUCACUAAGAUCUGGUGGGUGCAUACGGUCUUCACGAAGAAGGAGGAGAAGAAGGAGUGGAGGAAGACGCUGGAGCCCUGGAAGCUGUAUGCCACGGUGGGCUUGCUGGUGGGCAUGGAUGUGGUCACUCUCGCCAUCUGGCAGAUUGUGGACCCCCUGCAUCGAACCAUUGAGACUUUUGCCAAGGAGGAGCCGAAGGAAGACAUUGAUGUGUCCAUCCUGCCCCAGCUGGAGCACUGCAGCUCCAAGAAGAUGAAUACGUGGCUCGGCAUUUUCUAUGGUUACAAGGGGCUGCUACUGCUGCUGGGCAUCUUUCUUGCCUAUGAGACUAAGAGCGUGUCCACCGAGAAGAUCAACGACCACAGGGCCGUGGGCAUGGCCAUCUACAAUGUGGCGGUCCUGUGCCUCAUCACCGCCCCGGUCACCAUGAUCUUGUCCAGUCAGCAGGACGCCGCCUUUGCCUUCGCGUCCCUCGCCAUAGUGUUCUCCUCCUACAUCACUCUGGUGGUACUGUUCGUGCCCAAGGUCAGGCUCCCCCCGCCCCCGCCCCCCGCGGUCUGGCCCGAACCCGGCCUUCAUCCUGGGCCUCUGCUC
Molecule: messenger RNA, 2683 nt
Organism: Herpailurus yagouaroundi (jaguarundi)
Lineage: Eukaryota; Metazoa; Chordata; Mammalia; Carnivora; Felidae
Gene: GABBR1
Product: gamma-aminobutyric acid type B receptor subunit 1
Exons: 20
Biological process (GO): G protein-coupled receptor signaling pathway; gamma-aminobutyric acid signaling pathway
Cellular component (GO): membrane; G protein-coupled receptor heterodimeric complex
Molecular function (GO): G protein-coupled GABA receptor activity
Source: RefSeq, a predicted model, not a curated record